UUCUCCUCUGUGAAAACACCCAAAUCUCAAAGCCCUCAUCAGCAUGUCCUUCGCUCAGUUCCUUGUCGCCUGCUGCCUGGCCGUCGUCCUCUUGGCCGUGUCCAAUACCCGGGCUGCUGCCGCCCAGGGACCUCCUCUUUGCCAGUCCGGCAUCGUCGAGGAGAUGCCCCCACACAUCCGGAAGGUGUGCCAGGCCCUGGAGAACUCCGAUCAACUGUCGACGGCCCUCAAGUCCUACAUCAACAACGAGGCAUCUGCUUUGGUGGCCAACUCCGAUGACCUCUUGAAGAACUACAACAAACGUACGGAUGUCGAUCACGUCUUCCUGCGUUUCGGCAAGCGUCGUUAAGGACAUCCGCUCAAAGGAUAUCCCCAAGCCAAACCCCAUUUGAU
This is a messenger RNA of Drosophila takahashii, 393 nucleotides long. RefSeq names its product neuropeptide receptor myosuppressin (gene Ms). The record is from RefSeq and is a predicted model, not a curated record. NCBI's taxonomy places the organism in Eukaryota, Metazoa, Arthropoda, Insecta, Diptera, Drosophilidae.